Molecule: messenger RNA, 639 nt
Organism: Mastomys coucha (southern multimammate mouse)
Lineage: Eukaryota; Metazoa; Chordata; Mammalia; Rodentia; Muridae
Gene: Il38
Product: interleukin 1 family member 10
Exons: 5
Coding region: 87-545 (152 amino acids)
Biological process (GO): positive regulation of gene expression; inflammatory response to antigenic stimulus; cytokine-mediated signaling pathway
Molecular function (GO): interleukin-1 receptor binding; cytokine activity
Source: RefSeq, a predicted model, not a curated record
CCCUGAAGAAAAUAGUUGGAGACUCCAGGCAUCAGAAUCCAGGCACCAGGAUCUACAGUGAAGACCAGACACUCCCAACUGCAGGAAUGUGCUCUCUUCCUAUGGCAAGAUACUACAUAAUCAAAGAUGCACAGCAAAAGGCUUUGUACACACGGAAUGGCCAGCUCCUGGUGGGAGACCCUGAUUCAGACAACUAUAGUCCAGAGAAGGUCUGUAUCCUUCCUAACCGAGGCCUGGACCGCUCCAAGGUCCCCAUCUUCCUGGGGAUGCAAGGAGGAAGUUGCUGCCUGGCAUGUGUGAAGACAAGAGAGGGGCCUCUCCUGCAGCUGGAGGAUGUGAACAUCGAGGACCUAUACAAGGGAGGUGAACAAACCACCCGUUUCACCUUUUUCCAGAGAAGCUUGGGCUCUGCCUUCAGGCUUGAGGCUGCUGCCUGCCCUGGCUGGUUUCUCUGUGGCCCAGCUGAGCCCCAGCAGCCAGUGCAGCUCACAAAAGAGAGUGAACCCUCGACCCAUACUGAAUUCUACUUUGAGCAGAGUCGGUAAGGAGGCAUGAGGCUGGUGUCUAGCCUAGUGCCCCCAAACUGAGAUCUUCUUGCUCAGCAUCUCUGGAAAGUAGAAUAAAGAAGGAUCCACCAAA